GUCGCUCUCGCUAAGGUCGCUUCACUCAUAUUUCAUUUCGAUUAGAAAACGUAAAUAACAAUUUAUAAUUUUCUUUUCAAAGUGCAGAGUAUAUUUCACUAGUUAACAUGGAUUAGAAGUGAUAGUGAUCAGAAAGUGUCAACAUGGCUGUAUCCGCGCAGCGGGACCUUGUGAGCUCGAUGAAAACAGAAACAUUCUUGAAUGUUUCCGUUAUCAGCAAGUUACAUCCUCUGCCUUCUGAUUUGAAGAAAUUAUUCAAUAAAGAUGCUUUGGAGAAGCUCACACAGAAUGUGUUUAAUCCUCUUUCGUAUUAUUUAGUUUCUAUUGUGGACCCAGGAAAAGCGUCAUCAUUUUCAUGGCCUUUGUAUGACAGUAAGUCUGAAAGAGCUUAUAGAAACGAGCUUUCAAGCUUUAUAGCAGAUUACAGCGGUAAACGCUUGCUUUCUCCGGUAAUGUCAUCGUAUUUAGUGAAUCCAGCGUGUUACAAAGUGACUCUGUUUAUGUUUCAACUAUCCCAAUUGGCUGUACAGUCCACACUCAACUCCAUGAUAAAGAAGGACCAACAGAAAAAACUGUACGCUGAAGUGACCGAAAAAUACAAAUCUCAAGAUCAAGAAGGUUUUACGCAAGUUAUUGAGAAACAAGAUGAAGUUGUUUUGCUGAAGUUAUCAAAUUAUUUAGAAAAGAGGAAGAAUUAUGAAAGAAUAGCAGAGUUAUUUCGAAAUAGGAUUACUUCAAUGGAGGAUAAAUUGACUAAAUUAAAACCUCAGGAAAAAGUUGCAAGUUUAGUGGAUAGCUUUGUAAAAGAUAACCAAAUAGAUGAAGAAACUAAAGCAAGUAUUUUAGAGAUAAAGAACUUUAACAAGCCUGCCCAAUACUUCAGCAAGAGGCUUGAAGAUAUUGAUUUGGAACUGGAUAGCUUAGAAACAGAAUGGAACACAAAAAUGACACCAAUCAUAAAGUCAGCAUCAAAAACAAUGGAAUUAAGUAAAGAGUUAAUAGAACGACAAACUGGAGAGGCAGAUAAAAACUCUUUCAUACUUGAAUAUAAUCCGAAUACUGAUGAAAUUUGUACAAAAGUGUUACAAGAAAAAGUGAACACCCAGCAGAAAUAUAUACUUAAAAAUAUAGUGAAAAAUGACCGGCUAAAUUUCCCAAACUUAAUUCGAGGUUACAUAGUGGCAGUGAGUUACAUUUUCAAGAACAGACAGAUUGGGGAUGAGAUAGUUGGGUUUAAUAAGUACUUGGAACAGAGUAAUAUGAGUUAUUCGGAGAUGGUCGAGGCAAUGAGAGCUUUGAUCGAACGAUUGAGAAAUGCUGAUGCUCGUUUGGAGCCAUCACCGCUAUCAUUCAACCAGUCAAUAUCAAUAAAAGACAUCAACGAAAUACCACCACUAUCUGAUCUCUCGUAUCUUUCUAUGAAAAGGGACAACAACACAUGCCUCGACAUGUUCACUCCUCUCGGGGCAACCAAACAUCACUUCAACUUAAGAAGAACUAACACAACAUCCUUCAUUAAACCGCAGAACAGAUCCUUAAUAUACCAAGCACCGAGAGACGAUUUCCUGAAGAACUUCAUAUCAGGUCCUUAUGAGCGUCAGAAUUCAACUACGAGUGUGCAUAAUUUGUCAAUAAUCUCACAAGUACAAGCGAGAAGCAAUGAGACUAUAGCAGAAUGUUCCGCAGGCUUCACUAAGCAACAAAUACAAAGAUUACUCUCAACUCACAAAAAAUCUAGCAGCACAAAAAAACACAAGUUUAAACUAGAUAGACCAAGCAUGAUCAUCAAAAAAGGUGGCUUAUUCAACAUUUCAAAUACUUCAAAAGCCGCUUUUAAUAUCUCAAACACUUCCAGCGAAAAUGGACUGUUCCGAUGCCAUUCUUCACCAAAUCUGUUUGAGAAUAAAGAAAAAAAAUAUGCUAAGAGGACUAGAAAAUUGUCGAUCAUGCAGGAAGGCAGUCCUUCUCGUUUAGAAGUCUCUGGUAUCAUGGGUUUGGAAGAGAAAACCACCCCAAAGAAGUUACCAAUUAUAGAUUUUCCGAAUUUUCCUAGACCACCUUUAGUCAUAGCGCCAGCGUCGCCACCGAAAGCUAAAAUUGUAGACAAUUUGAACGAAAAUAUAAAUAACUUUGAAAAUAAUAGCAUAGAAUCUGGUAAAGCGUCUAUGUGCUCAAAGAAAUCCUUAGUUAAUGAAAAUAAUACUCCAAUAAGCAAGAUUCCAGUGCCUAUAAAACAAACAAGCUCUAUAGAGAAGAUUAUUAAUAGAUUCAAAAAGGUACGCGCAAAUGUUUUCGCACAAGAUGCUAAAGAUGACGAGACAAAGACUAUAUAUGAAGAAAAAGAAAAUUUUAACGCAGUAAACGUAGACGUGUUUGCAGCAAAUAAGGUCUUAUUACCAGACCUAUUGAGUCCAAGUUGCAGUGUGCUAUCAAUGAAAGGGAGAGAAGAAGAAAAUAACUUUAUGGAGGAGAUUUGCGAUGACAUAGAAAAGACUGAAGGCAGGAGGCCUAGAGAGAGUUUAGGGACGGCAUUAGGUGUCGAUAACACGUUUUUAGACCAAUUCGAUCUAAUAGACUGAGCUUAUAUUUUAUGCACCAUGUUUUUGUUGGAUUCCGAUAAUUUCCUCUUACAUUUUCAGAAACGAAACGUGUAAGGGGGCGUCCAUUAAUUACGUGAGAGGUCUUUGAGUAGUUUUUGACCUUAAAAUCACUCAUAAUUCCUCGACUCGAAAUUCGGGAGUGAUUCCAAAGUACACAACGUUCGGGACGUAUUAAAGUCGUCGUCAAUAGAACUUGCAAAUAACGUAAACAAAACAUUUUACCUUCAUUACUUCUUAAUCUCGCUCUUUAAAAGGACAACCAUGACCUUAUCAACAGUAUAUAAUAGGUACUUAAAUAUUUUAUUUAUAUUAAGUUUUAGUUAAAUUAAAUUUUAAUUAUUAAUAUUUUAAUAUAAUAUAAAUAAUUUUAUCAUAUUAGUUAUAUGUCAAACGCUAACAAAAUCUGUCAUAUUUGUUUACAUUAUUUGCAAGUUCUAUUGACGACGACUUUAUGAAUAAAUAUGUAUAAAGUAAACCAAAUUAUAAAUAUGAAAUGGUUAUUAUAAAAAAAAAACUUAACUAUUGGCGCUUUUUUUCUUCAAAAUAUACUGCAAGUUAUAUGCAUGCACUGUUAACAUACAAAACGUUUCUAUGUAAGGAUUUUUCCUUAAAGUUAUCGGAAUCUAACAAAAACACACGUAAUAUGUGACGUUUUCAAUCAAAAGGUACCACAUUGUCGCUUACCAUAAGGACGAAAAUGCUUGUAUCUUUAUACGAAAAACCUGUCAGAGCGUCCUGAUGGCAAGCGACAAUGUGGUACCUUUUGCUUGAAAACGACACAUAUUGUCUUCGGUGGUAUUGGUUUCGGUUCGGUUUGGUUAUUUCAUGAAAAACACCUGUACAUAUUAGUUUAGGAACUACUGUUGCUUUGCAUGUUAUUUGUUAAUGAAUUUCUCAAUUAAUGUUAUACUUUAAUGAUGUGGCCUUUCGGCUAUUUAGGGUUGUCAAAAUUCAGGCCAUUAUCUUAUCUGUGGUCGUACACGAAAAGGAACCUCAAGUUGUGCAAACCCUAAUAAUUGCUGGGAGCAAUGCUGAGCCGAACGCAGCCGAGAAUACCGGAAAAGAGGAGUUUCGCACCCCUGCCAAUAGUGGACCUACUAUGAUAAUUAAUUGAAAGCUUUAUAUUACUAUGUUGCCUUAUACAUAUGGCGCAAUUUCUAUGAAAUGGGACCUUAUUGUCGAUGGCGCUUACGCCGCACAGCGUCGCGCGGCAUUGUAUUUAUAUCGGAGCAUCGUUUAUAAUGGCGUUUAUAGAAAAUAACAGAUGUGUCGUUUUCAAGCAAAAGGUACCACAUUGUCGCUUGCCAUAAGGACGCUCGACAGGUUUUUCGUAUAAAGAAACGAGCAUUUUUCGUCCUUAUGGUAAGCGACAAUGUGGUACCUUUUGAUCGAAAACGUCACAUAGCCUUAUUAGCUUGUUAAGGCUGUUUAUAGACUUGUAUAAAACUUCUACACUCUCCUAUAACUUAUUGCAUAAAAUACAGCAUUGCAUACUAAUACAUAAUCAUAGUGUAAGCAGUUGUUUAAUUAUGCUUCCUCUACUAGUAUUUUUUUUGACUAAUCAAAUC
Cydia strobilella is the source of this 4168-nucleotide messenger RNA. RefSeq lists its product as uncharacterized. NCBI's taxonomy places the organism in Eukaryota, Metazoa, Arthropoda, Insecta, Lepidoptera, Tortricidae. Bases 144 to 2579 code for a protein of 811 amino acids. The record is from RefSeq and is a predicted model, not a curated record. The transcript is spliced from 2 exons.